Molecule: messenger RNA, 1434 nt
Organism: Knipowitschia caucasica
Lineage: Eukaryota; Metazoa; Chordata; Actinopteri; Gobiiformes; Gobiidae
Source: the annotation of a GenBank genome assembly
AUGGAUUGUGGGUGCUCCUCUACUCGUCUGGUGCUGCUGGUGGUGGCUAUGGCUCUGCUGUUGGACGGUCUGAUGUUCAGUUCUUUUGUACCCAUUAUCCCAGCAAUCCUCUACUCCUUGAAGUAUCCAGAAAACAGCACAGACCGACCAUCUCUGUCCAACUACACAACAAGUGCACCUUUCCAGGACUCUGAAGCGGCCAUCACCCCCACGUCUGGCUCCAGCUCCAGGAGCAGGAACCCACAGCAGAAUCAGACCUCCAAUUCUUCUUGCUGCCAAAUUGAUGGAGAAUUGUUGCGACGUGAGAACUUCGAGGUGGGGGUUCUUCUUGGAUCGAAAACUGCCACUCAGCUCCUCACCAACCCUCUUGUAGGACCCCUCACCAACAGGAUUGGAUUCCACAUCCCCAUUUGUACUGGAUUCGUCAUCAUGUUCGUCGCCUCCCUCAUGUUUGCAUUUGCCCAGAGCUAUGCUCUGCUGCUUGUUGCACGAUUGCUGCAGGGAGUAGGAUCCUCCUUCAGCUCAGUGGCAGGUUUGGGAUUGCUGGCCACUGUUUUCCUUGAUGAUGUGAAGCGUGGUCAGGCUAUGGGCGUGGCUCUUGGAGGGCUGGGUCUGGGAGUUCUCUGUGGUGGUCCAUUUGCCAGUGUGAUGUAUGAGUUUGUGGGGACGAACUCCCCUUUCCUGGCUCUGGCGGCACUGGCUCUGUUGGGCGGAGCCCUGCAGUUCUGUAUUCUGAAACCGACCAAGAUCUCACCAGAGAGCAUUAAAGGAACAGCAUUUCUCACACUACUCAGAGACCCAUACAUCCUUCUCGCUGCAGGUGCUCUCUGCAUGGCUAACAUGGUGAUGACAGUUCUGGAGACCACUCUGCCCAUCUGGAUGAUUAUGACAAUGUCUGCUCCUCAGUGGAAGAUUGGUCUCUUCUAUGUCCCAGGCUGCCUGGCGUACUUAAUUUCCACAAACCUGUUUGGAAAACUUGGCGAAAGAAUUGGACGGUGGCUGUGCGCCGGGCUCGGGAUGAUCCUGAUGGGAAUCAUCGUCUGCUGUAUCCCACUGGCAAAAGACUUUGCGUCUCUGAUGGGGCCAAGUGCUGGAGUGGGAUUUUUCUUAGGGAUGGCACAGGUGUCUGUCGUGACGAUCUUAGGUCACCUUGUGGAUAUUCGUCACGUCUCAGUUUACGGCAGCGUCUAUGCCAUAGGGGACAUGGCUGUGUGCUUAGCCUACACUGUUGGGCCGCUGGCAGGAGGCGCUCUGGUGCCAGCGGUGGGGUUUUCAAACGUCCAGAUGAUAUUUGGAACCAUCUUAAUCCUGUUUGCACCACUCUGCAUCUUCCUGCGCAACCCCCCCACUACAGAGAACCGGGCCCUUGUGGACCAAGAGGUGCCCCCUGGAAGCUCAGACGUGGAUAAAGACCAUGGAGUUUCCACAGAGUGA